AUGCUGGCCUUCGUCGACGCGGGGCCCGCGGACGCCCUGGCCGCCUACCCGCCGCCCGGGGCCUACCCCGCCGCGCCCCCGCCGGACCCCUACGGCGGCGCCUACGCCGGCGCGGCCCCGCCGCCCGCGGGCUACGGCGCCCCGCCGCCGGGCUACGGGCACCCCCCGCCCGGGUACUACGCGCCGCCGCCGCCUGGCGCGUACGGCGUGCCUCCUCCUGGCUACUACCCGCCGCCCGGGCCCUACGGGCCGCCCCCCGGGCCCUACGGGGGCCACCCGGGGGCCCCGCCGCCGGGUUACCCGCCGUACGGGCCGCCCCCGCCUGGCUAUCCUCGGCGGGCUGGCGCCGUCAAAGAGCGGCCUGCAGAUCUCGCUCCCGCUCCCGGAGCCGAUCUCCAAGGCGGGGGCGGCCUGGCGAGGCGAAGCACACGUGCCGGUUUUUCAUCGGCAUCGACAACGAGGAGGAGUUCCGCGUGGCGCGGCGCAUCAUCGGCACCAACGGGUCGAAAAUGA
Prorocentrum cordatum is the source of this 513-nucleotide messenger RNA. The record is from the annotation of a GenBank genome assembly. NCBI's taxonomy places the organism in Eukaryota, Dinophyceae, Prorocentrales, Prorocentraceae.